CCCACAAAUCGCCCGCUUCAUUAUCUACCCGUACCCCGCCGCCUCGAGCACAUCCCCUGUCUUCUACCUACAAUCGCACGACGCACACCCCCAUAACAUGACCUACCCCUCUCAAUCCCCAGCCUCCUCCACCGCCCUCCAAUUCGCCAUCAACGCCCUCCCCAGCCUCACCCGCCCCCGGCCGCUAACCUCCACCUGCCCGCGCCCCAUCCCAAACUCCUACUGGGCCACGCCGCUGCUGCUCGCGUGCGAGUAUCCAUGGUCGCCGUACUGCUCCCGCCCGACGCAAAAGCUCGACAUCCUCCUCCAGGCCGGCGUGCGCACCUUCAUCGACCUCACCGAGUCCGGCGAGCUCUCGCCCUAUGCCCCGCACCUCGCCUCCCGCGUCGCCCAGGCGCACAUCGACGCCGACGCGGUCGAGUACCACAGCUUCCCGAUCCACGACCGCUCGCUGCCCGAGUCGGUCGAGUACGUCUACCGCAUCCUCGAGGUCCUGCGUGACAACGAGCGCCGCGGGCGUAUCACCGCCGUGCACUGCCGCGGCGGGAUCGGCCGCACGGGGCUCGUCGUCGGCUGCUGGCUCGUCGAGGGCGGGACCGCGGGGAACGGGGAGGAGGCGCUCAGGAUCAUCGCGGACGAGUGGAAGACGGUCGAGAAGUGCAGGCGGUUCCCGCACAGCCCCGAGACGGGCGCCCAGUUCGACUUUGUGAAGAACUUCGUCCGCCUGCCGUCCGAGUCGCAGGCGCUCACGGCCCACUGAGCGUCGCGCAGACCGUGAAGGCCAGUCGCACGCCGUCGUUGUCGUUGUCUUUUUUUUUUGUUUGCUCUCGCUUGUCCGGUCCUGGUUUCUCGCUUUUUUAAUAGUUCGUCUCGGUCACCUUCAUCCUUCUACCCCUACCCCUACUCCUCAUCAUCACCAUAGUCUCAAGCCGCUGGACUUUCAUCAUAAUACCCGUGUAGCAGCUAGCCCGUAUCUUAUUCUACGGAAUAACAGUGCUCCAGUUUCCUUUUU
Molecule: messenger RNA, 1012 nt
Organism: Heterobasidion irregulare TC 32-1
Lineage: Eukaryota; Fungi; Basidiomycota; Agaricomycetes; Russulales; Bondarzewiaceae
Exons: 2
Coding region: 98-760 (220 amino acids)
Biological process (GO): dephosphorylation
Molecular function (GO): protein tyrosine phosphatase activity
Source: RefSeq, a predicted model, not a curated record